Messenger RNA from Effrenium voratum, 848 nucleotides. Lineage: Eukaryota; Dinophyceae; Suessiales; Symbiodiniaceae. The record is from the annotation of a GenBank genome assembly.
CUUGAGCUUUUGCAACAUAGGGCAAGACACAGCUCUUGCCCAUUUCAAUGUCGCAUGACCUGGGCAUCCGGCGCCUGGGUGGUGCUAGCUCUGGCAUGGGCACAAGCCUGUCCCGGCCGGUGAGGCGGCCGAGCCGCGGCCAGGCCUCGCUUCAGCUGCAGACCAAGCUGCCUCCGCGGCCGGUGGUCGCAGCCCGGGCCAGCAGCCAAGCGGCCGUGGCUCUUCGCAGCCGGGAGGUGGAGAGACAGCCGGCCAUUCUCAGACAGAGAUCCUCACCAGACAGCGCCACAGCCGCCCAGCGAUUCCAGCAGGCGGCCAGGCGCCCAUCACAGCAAGAAGCGCUGCGGAUGAAGCCUACCGCAAAGCCAGGCUCGCAGAAGCCGGGCUUGUCGCGCUUUACCACAGCUCAGAAGGGAACCUUUCAGAAGGCGCUGCAGGAGAUCCGCAACGGCCGGAAGACCAGCUGCUGGAUGUGGUUUGUGAUCCCCACGCCGCCGUACAUCGUCAACGGCGUGGAGAAGGGCAGCUCAGUGAACCGCAAGUUCGCGCUGUCUGAUGAUGAGGCAAGGGCCUACCUUGAGUUCGAGGCAGAGGGUGUCAACCUCCGUCAGAACUACUUGGACAUGAUGACAGCCGUCCUGGAGCAGUUGAAGGCCGGCCGCACGCCCGUGGCGCUCAUGGGCAGCAUGGACGCGCCGAAGCUGUCCAGCUCUGUGCAGCUGUUUGAGCGGAUCAGCAAUGGCGCGGACCCCGAGCUCAACAAAGUGCUCCGAGACAUCAAGGCAGUUCUGCGCUGACUGAGCCAAUGCCGGAAUCCAGAGGUAGCCCUAGCCUCAAGCCCCCUUCCA